AUGGGGCACACCUGCUGCUCCAAACAGAAGGUCAGGAGAGGCUCAUGGUCUCCUGACGAGGAUCAGAAGCUCUUCAACUACAUGUCCACCCAUCAUGACACCUCCUGGCCCACUGUUGCUAAAGAAGCAGGGCUGGAAAGAUGUGGAAAAAGCUGCAGAAAUAGAUGGCUAAACCAUCUAAGACCAGGAUUGAAGAAAGGCUUAUUCACAGCACAAGAGCAAAUGACUAUUAUAUAUUUGCACAGGGUUUUAGGCAACAGGUGGUCUCAGAUAGCAAGACAUUUGCCCGGAAGAAAUGACAAUCAGGUGAAGAACUUCUGGAACUCUUGCAUAAAAAAAAAGUACUUGGCUCAUGGUUUAGAUCCUCAGACUCAUAAGCCAAUCUCUACUGAUCAUGGCGCAACUAAGGAUGAUGGGGAGAACGAUGGAGGAGUAAUUAUAGGAGACGGGUAUCUGGACCUGUCGCUAGGUAAUGAUGUACUGUUAACAUUACCUGAGCUUGGUGAAGGCGCAACUAAGGAUGAUGGGGAGAACGAUGGAGGAGUAAUUAUAGGAGACGGGUAUAUGCGCCUGUUGGCAGUUGUACUUGUAAGCGAUGGGGGUGGGGUGGCGCUGGAAGAGGAAGAGGUGGUAAGGGUAGUCAAUAGUAGAAGCAGCAAGCAAGGAAGGAGGAUGAGAAGAGAGCAGCUUGGAAACAUUGUUAUUGUUCCUGCCGCAAGAUCACCUGUUCAGAGAGAAUAUCUUCAAUUUGUGAACAGAAAUGGUUAUUUGACUUUGGAUAAAAAUUAA
Molecule: messenger RNA, 789 nt
Organism: Dioscorea cayenensis subsp. rotundata (Guinea yam)
Lineage: Eukaryota; Viridiplantae; Streptophyta; Magnoliopsida; Dioscoreales; Dioscoreaceae
Product: transcription factor MYB3-like
Exons: 5
Coding region: 1-789 (262 amino acids)
Source: RefSeq, a predicted model, not a curated record